AGCCGGAGCCGGCAACCUCGACGCCCUCGAGGAAGGGAUGCCAACCCUUUGCCUCCCUCAACUUGGAGCCACUUGGAGCCACUCUAGAGCCCGAUGGUCAUCAGGAAACGGACGCAAGCUCGAGUGACAAACCACGGCCGUUGCAGAUAUGAUCAGGUCCAAGGCCCCGGGGCCCGGCACCGCUCCCUCACUAGCUAUGCCCUCGGCGGCGCCAUCGAUGUCAAUUCCGACCCCAGCCGUCCAACCCACUCUCGCUCUCCUUCCUCAGCGACGCGUCAUGAUCCACACCCAAUUUCGCCCGGUAAAAUCCUCGUCAAUCCGCCCACACCCUUCCACAACCCGGGCUCGAAUCGCAGCACCCGGGUCCGGUCGCCAAUGACAGCGGCCACGGCAUCCCGAUGCAACACAGGGAGCCGAUCGGCCUUGGCACCGCUCCGUGCCGACUUCCGCUCCGCGACUCGGACCCGGGCGCCCCACUUUCGCCCCCUUCUCCAAAUCCUGAGCUGCAGCCAUGCCUCGGCAAACGGAAGGGGCGAGUGGAGCCCCACGAGGUUCAUCCCCCCUUCCCUUGAGAUGUUGCACCCUUCCUGCACGCUCCUGCACCGGGCGAGUUUUGUAAUCAGCCCGAGAGCCCAGCCCAUCCUGUUUUCCCGUCUGUUCGAGCCAAGCGCGGCAUUGGCGAGCGUUUGUUGUUCGCUUGAGACGCGGGGAAGAACCAGCUCCCUGGCUCGCCUGCUGGUUCGAGAAGGGGCGGUCUGGACGCGUCCCUUCCAGAACAAGAUCAGCUUGAGUAGGGACGUUUGUCGGUCCAAGUACGAAUAGGUAGUUAUAUAUUUUGGAGAUCCUGAUCCGGCGGUGGGUUAUGCUCGGCGUGGAACUCGAUUCCCGAAAUUGAACUCCACUGCAC
Molecule: messenger RNA, 907 nt
Organism: Chaetomium fimeti
Lineage: Eukaryota; Fungi; Ascomycota; Sordariomycetes; Sordariales; Chaetomiaceae
Exons: 1
Coding region: 94-822 (242 amino acids)
Source: RefSeq, a predicted model, not a curated record